UGCUGCAUGUGCCUAAUGGCCCCUUUCUCUUUCAGGGCCUUUUUCUGGCUGGUCUCCUUGCUCCUAUCGUCGCUGGUCUGGUUCAUUGCUGUGAAAGCCAGUGACCCAGGAAACAAGCCGCUGCAGAAGGGCCUCCUGAUAUUUGGGGUCCUGUUCUCCGUGCUCCUCCAGGAGGCCUUCAGGUUUCUCUACUACAAGUUGCUGAGGAAGGCGAUCGAAGGGUUGGUGGCACUCAGCGAAGAUGGCUGCUCCCCCAUUUCCAUCCAGCAGAUGGCGUAUGUGGCUGGUCUGGGCUUCGGGCUCAUGAGCGGCGCCUUUUCCAUGAUCAACCUCCUGGCAGAUGCGCUGGGGCCAGGCACCGUGGGAAUCCAUGGAGACUCGCAGCUCUACUUCCUGACCUCGGCCUUCAUGACCAUGGUGGUGAUUUUCCUUCACACCUUCUGGGGAAUCCUCUUCUUCCAUGGCUGCGAGACCCAGCGCUGGUGGGAGAUGGCCGCCGUUGUCCUCACUCACCUCAUCGUGUCCGGAUCGACGUUCUGGAACCCCCUGUACGUUGGCAGCCUCAUCCCCUCCUACCUGCUGAUGUUCGCCAUGGCUGCAUGGGCCUACGUCCUCUCAGGAGGCUGCACCCGGAACCUGCUCCAGCGCCUACAGGGUCAGCAGAGCGAGACCAGUCCCCAGCCAGGAUCCUGAGAGCCCACCAGGCGCUCUCGCCUCAGCUGCUGUCUGCUGGCCCGGCCCUCCCUCUGGUGCUGUCGGCUGGGACCUACUGUUGCUUCUCUGCAGUCGGGGGUCCCUGGAUCGGUUCCUGCUGGAGACAGGUGUACGGGGACUUCUGUGGCCAGGGAGCAGCCAGCAGACUGCCGG
Messenger RNA from Pelodiscus sinensis (Chinese soft-shelled turtle), 867 nucleotides. Lineage: Eukaryota; Metazoa; Chordata; Testudines; Trionychidae. The record is from RefSeq and is a predicted model, not a curated record.